Molecule: messenger RNA, 3419 nt
Organism: Sinocyclocheilus anshuiensis
Lineage: Eukaryota; Metazoa; Chordata; Actinopteri; Cypriniformes; Cyprinidae
Gene: cp
Product: ceruloplasmin
Exons: 20
Coding region: 45-3308 (1087 amino acids)
Biological process (GO): iron ion transport
Cellular component (GO): plasma membrane
Molecular function (GO): oxidoreductase activity; copper ion binding
Source: RefSeq, a predicted model, not a curated record
GAAGCAUCUGCUCCAUUUUGAUAGUCACAUCCCAGGGAUCCAAAAUGAAGGGGCUGCAGUGGACGCUGCUCGGGGUUUUGUGUUGUGCUGGAAUCGUGUCUUCUAUCACAAGGGAAUAUUUUUUGGCCAUUAAGGAGAUUCAGUGGGAUUAUGCUCCUAGUGGUAUAAAUCUGAUUCAGAACAAAACCAUAAAAGAAGAUGAAGAAGCACGGGUGUUUCUGGAGAAGGGUGAGCAGCGGAUCGGGCGGGUGUAUAAGAAAGCAGUGUACCUGCAAUAUACUGACGCCACCUACAGGCAGGAGAUAGAAAAACCCAAGUGGUUGGGCUACCUCGGACCCCUCAUUAGUGCAGAAGAAGAUGACGUAGUUAUUGUGCAUCUGAAGAACAUGGCCAAACGAGCGUACUCCAUCCAUGCACACGGCCUCAGUUACAACAAGUCCAAUGAAGGAGCACUAUAUCCCGACUCGUCAGAAAAGGUGGAGAAAGCUGAUGAUUCAGUGGCCCCUGAAAAGUCGUUCACCUAUAUUUGGACCCUAUCGGCUUCCCAUACUCCUGGAAAAGAUGACACUAACUGCCUGACCAGAAUAUACCACUCGCAUGUUAACGCCCCCAAAGACAUCGCCUCAGGUCUCAUUGGACCUCUCGUUAUAUGUAAAAAAGGCUCUCUAGAUGUGCAUGGGGACAAGACAGCUGACUAUCUUUACGCCCUCAUGUUCACGGUGUCUGACGAGAACCUCAGCUGGUACCUGGAUGAAAAUAUCAAGACCUACUGCUCAGCUCCUGCCAAAGUCAACAAGGAUGAUGAAGGCUUCCAGGAAAGCAAUAAAAUGCACUCUAUCAACGGGUAUGUCUACGGCAACCUGCCGGACCUCAGUAUGUGCAUGGGCAAUAAGAUCCACUGGCACUUGUUUGGGAUGGGGAACGAGGUGGACCUCCACUCAGCCUUCUUCCAUGGACAGAUCCUGACGGACAAACGGCACCAUGUUGACACCGUCAGUCUGUUCCCGGCUACUUUUGUUAAUGUAGAGAUGGUGGCAGAUAAUCCCGGCCAGUGGCUCCUCAGCUGCCAGGUCAAUGAUCAUCUGGAAGCUGGCAUGCAAGCCAUUUUUGAGAUUAAGAAGUGUUUCCCAAAUGUACAUAAACCCAGACCGUUUGGAGAAGUGAGACAGUAUUACAUUGCUGCUGAGGAAAUCAUUUGGGAUUAUGGGCCAACGGGGAUAAACCAGUAUUCAGGGAAGAAACUAGCUGAUGACAGUGUAUCUGACACUUUCUUUGAAAACCGCAAUGAUCGCAUUGGGGGCAAAUACAAGAAGGUCCAAUAUGUGGAAUAUACUGACGACACAUUCUCCAAACGCAAAGAGAGGACCCCUGAGGAGCAGCAUCUGGGAAUUCUGGGUCCAAUCAUCAGAGCAGAGGAAGAGGACACAAUUAAAGUAACAUUUAGAAAUAAAGCAAGCAGGCCCUACAGUAUCCAACCUCACGGAGUGCAAUAUAACAUAGAAAUGGAUGGAACUCUCUACCACAACGUCCUGGAAGAGUCAUACACUGCCAAGAAGCUUCGUGAACUCAAGAAAGAAGCAAGAGUGGUCGAGCCACUUCCUGCUGCAUUGGUCCGACCUGACACCACCUACCAGUAUGAGUGGGUGGUUCCUAAGGAUGGAGGACCGACCGAAAAAGAUCCAGACUGCAUCACCUACAUGUACUACUCAGCUGUGGAUCCCAUUAGAGACACCAACUCUGGGCUGGUUGGACCUCUUCUGAUCUGCAAACCCAAAACCAUCAAAUCAGGAAAGCAGAAAAACGUGGACAAAGAGUUCCACCUUCUUGCAACUGUGUUUGAUGAGAACCUGAGCUGGUAUUUGGAUGACAACAUCAACAGAUUUGCAAAACAGCCUAAAUCUGUAAAUAGAGAAGAUGAAGAUUUUCAAGAGUCCAAUAAAAUGCACUCGCUCAAUGGAUACAUGUAUGGGAAUCUGAAGGGCUUGAGUAUGUGUAAAGGUGAUAAGGUGUCCUGGCAUCUGUCCGGACUAGGAUCAGAGGUUGACAUCCAUGGACUUUACUUUGAGGGCAACCGGUUCCUCUACAAAGACACCAGGAGAGACACCAUAAACGUGUUUCCUCAUAUCUCUCACACUGUCAUUAUGGAGCCUGACAGCAUGGGACAGUUUGAGGUGGGAUGUAAAACCACAGAUCAUUAUCAUGGAGGCAUGAGAGCCAACUACACCGUGGAGAAGUGCCGCUUCUGGAACCGUCAGUCUGAGACGAUGCUACACCAGAAGAAGUAUUACAUCGCUGCAGUUGAGAUGGACUGGGACUAUUCACCCACCCGCACAUGGGAGGAACAGAUGUACUAUAGUCUGAAAGACAGUCCAGGCAAUGAAUUCCUCAAGAAAGAAGGCAAAUUCAUUGGUUCAAAAUAUAAGAAGGUGCUGUACAGAGAGUACACUGAUGAAACCUUCACCAAACCCAAGGAAAGAUCUGCUGAUAUGGAACACUUGGGAAUUAUGGGACCCAUGAUCCACGGUAAAGUGGGAGAAAAAGUGAAGAUUGUGUUUAAGAACAUGGCUAAGAGGCCGUACUCCAUACAUGCCCAUGGAGUUAAAACUGACAGUCCUCAGGUGGCCCUGACACGUCCAGGUGAAACUCAGACCUAUACCUGGUACCUCCCAAAGAAUUCUGGGCCGACAGAAGAGCAGGAGGAAUGCAGUGUUGGAGCGUAUUACUCCACCGUAGAUGUUAUCAAGGACAUGUACAGUGGCUUGAUCGGUCCGCUGGUCAUCUGCAAGAAGAGCCUGGCACGUACACUGGGGCUGAAGAAAGAGAUCGAGGAGUUCGCUCUGCUCUUCGUGGUCUUUGAUGAGAAUGAAUCUUGGUAUCUGGAUGACAACAUAAAAGCUCAUGUUAAAAACCCUCCCAAUGCACUGAAGGAGGAUGAAGAGUUUAUCGAAAGCAACAAGAUGCAUGGAAUCAAUGGUUUAGUCUACGGCAAUCUUAAAGGCCUGAACAUGAAGGUUGGAGAUAAAGUGUACUGGUAUCUGAUGGGAAUGGGAAACGAGGUGGACAUACACACUGCACACUUCCACGGCCAUAGCUUUGACUACAAGGUCAGCGGCACACAUCGAGCAGACGUGUUUGAUCUGUUUCCCGGGACGUUCCAGACAGUCACCAUGCGUCCGCUGUAUUCUGGCACCUGGCUCCUGCACUGUCAUGUCACCGACCACAUCCAGGCCGGAAUGGAGACCACAUACACCGUACUCGAGAAAGAUGGAAAAAGGAGGGGCUUCCUGGGUUUGUUUGGUAGUGGUUGAAAUUCUAUAUGCCUGUAAAAGGACGUUUGUGUUAAUUCUUGCCCAUGAUUUUUCUAAAUAAACACUUGUAGUUAUUUGAAUUACUUUGUGUUUUGCGAAAGAGCAGAAAAA